CGAGCCGCCCAUGACGCAUUGCAGGUAAACCUCCACCAAUCACAGCCCGCCGAUCCCAGCCUUCGCCGCACAACACCCUCCGCGUACACAUGUAGUUCCCAUUUAUUCCUUUAUUCCGUCAAAUAUGCCAUUUAUUUGAUUUCUAAUGCUUUACUUAAGCUUCCUUAAUGUUAAUACAUAAAGAAAUAGUAGAUUUAUGCGGCAGAAAUUGAAAAUAAAGGGUCUGGUGCAGAGGGUGGCACAAGGCGGUGAUAAGCGGGAGUGUGGAGUGGCGGGAGCUCGCAGUCACCCUGAGACAGUGGUUCCGAGCAGACGUCUGUUCCUUGGCUUGUAAUACACACACUCCCUCAACAUGGCGGACCAACUGACCGAGGAGCAGAUUGCCGAGUUCAAGGAGGCUUUCUCCUUGUUCGAUAAGGACGGUGACGGCACCAUUACCACCAAGGAAUUGGGCACCGUGAUGCGUUCCCUGGGCCAGAACCCCACCGAGGCGGAACUUCAGGACAUGAUCAACGAGGUGGACGCCGACGGUAACGGAACUAUCGAUUUCCCCGAGUUCCUCACGAUGAUGGCGCGUAAAAUGAAAGACACUGAUUCCGAGGAAGAGAUCAGGGAAGCCUUCCGAGUGUUUGAUAAGGACGGCAACGGCUUCAUCUCUGCGGCUGAGCUUAGGCAUGUGAUGACCAACCUGGGAGAGAAACUCACUGAUGAAGAGGUUGAUGAAAUGAUCAGGGAAGCUGAUAUUGACGGUGAUGGUCAGGUCAACUAUGAAGAGUUUGUGAGAAUGAUGACCUCACGUUAGUGCCUCGUCGUCUGAACUCCCUUCGCCCGUGACUCACCUUCCUAACAUUAGCCUCACCUAGUUCGUCACAAUGAUGACAUCAAAGUGAAGUGAUUGCGCCCACUAAUAUUGUAAACAAAUUUCAAACGAACAGUUUUUUCUGCUUUCCAAUUUAUCUUGUUAAAGGAACUGCUAAAACCCAUUAUAAUAUUAAUAAUAAACGUCACGAUACUGUCUCUUGCUAAAAUCUCGUAUUGCCUUCAUGUACUAUCUGGCUCUGAAGCGCUAGCGUCGGAAACUACGACGACAACCACCACCACCAUCAUGCCGCCGCCGCCACCACCGCCACUGCAAUUACCAACAACUUUCCAUUACCACCACUAUUACUACUACCUAAGCUGCUAUCCAUACAGCCUCCAUGUACAGAACUACUUCCAUCAUUUAGUCUUGUAGCAGCAAUGACCCCUCGCCCUCUGCUGGAGGUAUGGGCGUGGAGGGGUGUGGAGGCGCCUAUAACAAGGGCUGUUGUCGCCCCGUAGUGGUAGCGCAGUUUAUCAAGAUGGGUUGUUGUUCAAGGGACACGCUUCGGGUGGCCGGCCCUCCAGAAAAUGCUCUCAUGUAUAAGUUGUUUAUUAUACAUAAUUACUUCAGUAGUACAGUGUUUGGAAUUCAGAGGGCGGGUUUGUGGUGGCGCCGUAGACGCACCACCAGCCCAGCGCAGCCGCUCCUUGAUGCCAAAGUUGGUGUGCUGGGGUUGCUGCUCGAGGGAGUAACCAGCUUUACACUCUGCUGCUACCAGUAUUUGCACUUCCUGGGAGACACAUCGCUUAUCUGGUGUGUCCAGUGUAGCAGGAGGGCCAGGGCCUGUCCCUGGUACCUCACCCUAACACCUUGGGGGUCUGCCACCCUGCCAGUCUCAACAUCACCGAGCUCUUUCUCUUAUUUUAUGAUGAGUCUUGUCCUGAUUGAAAGCGGAAAGCUAGUUUGUUCUUUUUAUAAACUUAGGAAAUUAUUUUUAUUUAGUUCAAUUUGUUUGUGAAAUGACGGAAGGAGGAACCAAUGCCACCUACCCUGGGUCGGCGGUGGCCAUGUUGUGGACCCUGAUUGAAUUCCUCUUUCUUUAUAUUUUAUUGAAAGUUCACUCAUAGUGACCAUUUUAUAUUGUUUGUCUGAUACAGUGAUGGGGAUGGAGAGGGUGAGCUGUACUUUGUGUUGGUUGAAUGGGGUUGAUACAUUUCCGUAUCAUAUACUUCUUGUUAGCUGUGUCUUUGUCAGUUUUCUUAAAGGAAUAGGAAAUGUAUACAUAUUGCAAAAACAAAAAUGAAGUUGAAAAUUUACUCUUGUACUACAUAAUACUAAUGUAAGGCACAUCAUUAAUUUUUCUUCCCACCUCCUGCAUUGUUUGACACUGUUAAGAUGCCACUGCGUCCUGCCAGUGAGCCUGACCAGUCUGAUGUUUUGAUUACAAUACACCAUGCUCAUUGAUGGUUAUAUUAUUGUGUAGGAAAAUACUAUUCUUUAAAGUAAACCACUCUUUUUUCAUGUCACUUAGAAUAUUAUUUUCCUCAUUCUUUUUAGCCAAUGUGGCAUUGUUGGUUUUUGAAGCUUAUCUGGGUCUCAUCAGUUGACAGAAGGUGUGUAGUCAUGCUUGUGUUGUGUUCUCAGCACCCAGGGUGGCCAAAUCCUGCCCAUCCCGGCUCAAGCUUGGGAGUGUAGGUAGGACAUGGUACCUUCCCUGCAGGCUAUUUUAGAUUCAUUUGGGGGAACCUUUUUAUUGGUGGUGCGUGGCGGUAGUUCUGUUGUGUAUCUGUAUCAACUGUGACGCGACCAAACUCCGCUUCGCGAUGAACAUUCCUUUAUGCUGCUAUGUUUGUGAGGGGCGUGGCGUGUUCAGAUGGCUGCCUCGCCCAUCUUGUUUUAGUGUGGUUGUAAGGUGAGCGGGGAGCCCCGAGGAGAGUUGGACCACCCCUGUUUGGGGAAGGGGGAGAGGGAGGCUGGGUCAAGAGGUAGUGGUAGUCUCUGCUGCUGCUGCCUCCCCACCCGUCACCACCCACUGCUGCCUCCACGGCUCUCCUCGCCGCCCCCCGCGCCCCCCAGACCCUCUCAGCUGGUGAGACCCGGAGCCGCAAGAAGUUCCCCACCACCACCCAGCAGCACCGCCUGCAGUGUGAUGCUACAUGUGGGUGGUGUCGCCCCGCCCAUCACCACCAGAGUGAUCCUCUUAUUAAUAUCGUGGUCGAGCCUGUUACACACUUUUCUUUUCAACCAUUGCACCCUCAUGCUCCCACCCUUGAGCUCCCACCACAAUGGCAUGGUUGGAGGUCAUGGCUGCUCGAACAGUGCUAUAAGUCAAAUUGGGAGCCGCCACGGUUUCUCAGUCCUAAUGGCAGUGAUAAAUCUUAUCGGACAUCCAACGAACGCUGGGUGCGAAGCAAUUAUCGUCCUUUUCUCCUGCUCCCCGGCAUGAUGUGUGGGGUGCUGGGGGCGUCCGGCCGGCCAGGUGGUGGUGGGGGCGGGGCGAGGAUCACUGGCGGUGCUGGGUGGUGGUGGCGGGCCGGGCCACUUCACCCCACCACCAGGACGCAAUUAGUAAUUUGAGGACCUGAUGUCAUGUUGUAUUGAAUAAAAAAGACCAAGAAA
Molecule: messenger RNA, 3421 nt
Organism: Scylla paramamosain (green mud crab)
Lineage: Eukaryota; Metazoa; Arthropoda; Malacostraca; Decapoda; Portunidae
Product: calmodulin
Exons: 6
Coding region: 353-802 (149 amino acids)
Molecular function (GO): enzyme regulator activity; calcium ion binding
Source: RefSeq, a predicted model, not a curated record